This is a messenger RNA of Coffea eugenioides, 1834 nucleotides long. RefSeq names its product dihydroorotase, mitochondrial. Gene Ontology annotation, molecular function: dihydroorotase activity. Lineage: Eukaryota; Viridiplantae; Streptophyta; Magnoliopsida; Gentianales; Rubiaceae. The transcript has 9 exons. Gene Ontology annotation, cellular component: cytoplasm; chloroplast. The record is from RefSeq and is a predicted model, not a curated record. The coding region runs from base 307 to 1437 and encodes 376 amino acids. Gene Ontology annotation, biological process: 'de novo' pyrimidine nucleobase biosynthetic process; pyrimidine nucleotide biosynthetic process.
CUGCGCCGCAGAGCUGCAGAACUCUUUUUCUUUUUUUUUUUUAAUAUUUUAUACAUUCUGGAAUAUUGGAAGGGUAAAUAGACUCUUUUGACUAUUCGAGCAAUUGAUUUUCUUGUUCACAGUGCUGAUUCAAAAAGGAGUAAUUCGUGUGACAACAGAAGGAUCGGGAAUUGCUCUCUUUUUCUUCUUUGCAGCUCCCAGCUGCUCAGGAGUUGAAAUUUUGUUGUCCGCAUUUGAGUUUGAAUUGAAGACAUGGACUAGUAAUUCUAGACAGGAGUUUGUUAUUGUUUUGAGGCUUUUGAAGUUAUGAAGAGUUCAAUCUUUACAUGCAAAGCAUCCAGUUUUCCGUCUACAACAUUUAAAGUAUUGAAAGAAGUCAAAAUAAAUAUCAUAAAAAUGGAGCUUUCAAUUACGCGGCCUGAUGAUUGGCAUCUUCAUCUGCGUGAUGGAAAGCUUCUUGAAGCGGUUAUCCCUCACAGCGCGCAUCACUUUGGAAGGGCAAUCAUUAUGCCGAACUUGAAACCUCCUAUCACCACCACAGCUGCAGCAAUGGCAUAUCGAGAAUCUAUUCUCAAAGCACUACCCAUUAAUAGUGGCUUCACCCCUCUCAUGACACUUUAUUUGACAGAUUCUACCACUCCUGCCGAGAUCAAGCUGGCAAAGGAGAGUGGGGUAAUAUUUGCUGUAAAGCUCUAUCCUGCUGGUGCUACAACCAAUUCUCAAGAUGGUGUGACAGAUUUAUUCGGGAAGUGUAUGCCUGUUAUUGAAGAGAUGGUUAAACACAAUAUGCCUCUCCUGGUCCAUGGAGAGGUUACUAGUCCUGAAGUUGACAUUUUUGAUCGGGAAAAAGUAUUCAUUGAGACCGUUUUAAGCCCCUUGGUGCAGAAGUUUCCACAAUUGAAAGUAGUGAUGGAGCAUGUUACCACUAUGGAUGCUGUGAAGUUUGUUGAGUCUUGUGCUGAAGGGCGUAUUGCUGCUACAGUCACUCCACAACACCUUGUCCUGAAUAGGAAUUCUCUUUUCCAAGGAGGGUUGCAACCACAUAAUUACUGCCUUCCUGUGCUUAAGAGAGAAACUCAUAGGCAAGCUAUUGUAUCAGCUGUGACAAGUGGAAGUAAAAGAUUUUUCCUUGGAACUGACAGCGCUCCCCAUGAUAGACUAAAGAAAGAGUGUCCUUGUGGUUGUGCUGGUAUUUAUAAUGCUCCUGUAGCAUUGGCAGUAUAUGCAAAGGUUUUUGAGGAGGCUGGUGCGCUGGAUAAGCUAGAAGCAUUUACAAGUUUCAAUGGUCCGGACUUUUAUGGGCUUCCAAGAAACACAUCGAAAAUCACAUUAAGGAAAACCCCAUGGAAAGUUCCAGAAUCAUUUUCUUAUGCAUCAGGGCAUGUCGUUCCAAUGUUUGCUGGUGAAAUGCUCGAUUGGUUACCAUCUCCUGUUUGAAAGUGAAUGGUUUUCAGAAGAUUACCUUCAAAUGAAUGAAUUUGAAAUGAAUUCUUUUCAAAUCCACAUUUUAAUUACAGCUUUCUUCUCCAUUCCUCUCAAAUAAGAUAACAUCUUCCUCCAUAGAAGUAGGGUAGUCAUUUGGUCUACGCGUUUCAAUCUUUAAGUCUACCCUAGUAUUUCUAGUGUGAGAAUUGUCCUAGGAUUUUCUAACGAGAGAUUCUCUCUCUCUUAGAAUCUUUGUAGUUGACUCUAUUUCAUGUUUGUCGGCCACAAGUUCUGAAUUUUGAUGGCCCUAUACCAAGUUUACCCUUUUACGCUGGUUUCGCUGUUGUUUCUCUACAGAUUUUGGCCUUUUGGUCUUUUUAUUGUGAAUAGUACUUUUAGUGGUUGGGCA